AUGGCGUCCCACGCCGCCAUGCUCCUGGAUCCCAAGGCCUACAGAAAACAACUUCAGAAGAAUGGUAACGACCCAGAGAUUUCAUAUGCGUCGCCAGAUUCCCACAUAAGCGCGCAGAAUGAAGCGCCUGAUGAACCCUUGUUUUUCUUCCCAUCAUCCAGUCGAUGCUCCUCUCCGCCAGAGGACCCCGAGUACUUGGAUCCAAAUGACUUACUUGUCGACGGAACAGGCCAGCAAAGUACCAGCGCAUCACCUCGUAGUGCCCCAACGACUGCCGCGCCAGCUGGGACAGUUUCCGCUGCACAUCAGCUUCUCAACCCGCAGCGCCGCCAACGGUCAUCCAAGGUCAGUCCGAAAUCGAACUCGGGGUCGCAGACGGAGUCGGUCCGAUCGCAAGAAGAGGGCAGUGCGAGCUCAUCGCCACGCCGGCCAGCCAGGAAUGGGCCUGCACCAGAGAUUGAGUUUAUGAGCGCACAGUCCGAGGACGAUAAUGACUGGAAACGGAACUCGGAUCACCUCGAUAGUGACGUUGAAGCGCGCCACGCCAGCCUCAUCGAGGAUAUGUACGGGGUGGAGAAACGGGUCCACCAGCCUUACAAAAAGAUCAAAAGGGAGAAUGACAAGGAAGCAUCGAAGACAGGCAGGAAUGGGCCGAUUACCAUCACCGGGGACACUCAGUUGGGCAAAUAUAUGAAAGAGGACAAGGGGAAGUCUGAUUAUUCCUCCCCGGCGACACCAAGUGUGGUUGAUCUGACCAUCGGUGAGAAAAUAUCCUACGGUUCUGAGAUUAUUGAUGAUUGUAUGCUGACAGGGUCAUGCACAGAUUCGACUGGUGCUACUAAUGAUGACGACGACUUGCAGGUCACCGGGUCGAACAAUCUCAGUGUCCAGCGGGUAUGCUAUGGAAAGGUGGAUAAUGCGAUGAUACAAGCACAAAUUGUGCCCAAACCUGCUGCACAAAAUAUCUUUGGCGACUCGGCGCACGAUUGGCCUUCAAUAAAGCUGGGCGUACAUAGACACCCAGAUCGGAACAGCUACAGAAUUGAUGUUUCGGAUCCGCAUGGGAAGAUCUUUGGUGCAGUUGACGCGAAAACUGCAGCUGUGAUUGUCCCAUUGCUCGACUCGCAGGCUCUCAAAGUUGACAUGACAGCGCGAUUAGACGUUCGCAGAAGGCUGCCUGGUGAAAUGCCAUGGGCCCCCUGCUCUGCUCUCUAUAGAGCGUCGAUCAAUCUCUACGGUCUGAGGAAAGAUGCUGAGCUGGUUGGCAAGCACCUCGGGCAGCACAAUGUUUGGCUUGGGACACCGUUCUCUGUUGAACAAGGAGUACCAGUGUUCAAUCCGCAUGCUGAGCGGCGGCGAGCUCAGGCGGCCUCCUUCUUACCAUCAAUAGCUGCGAGGGGCCGAACGGGUGUUAGCUACGAGGUUCGGACCGCGGAAGAGGUCAACGAUGCGGUCAUGAAGAUGUUCGAUCAGCUUCAGAGCGCGCAGAAUCUUCCGGAAAUGGAGCCCCCGGAUUCGGUGUUGACGCCACUCCUCCGCCAUCAAAAGCAAGCUCUAUGGUUCAUGACUGAGAAAGAGAAGCCACGCAAGUUUGGUCCCAAAGAGGAGGAUAACAAUUCCCUUUGGAGGAUAGAAUAUCGCGCAAAUGGGGUCAAGCGGUAUCGCGAAAUCAUCAGCGGCAUUGUCCUCGACGAAGAGCCGCCUCAGAGCUUAGGAGGCUUAUUAGCAGAUAUGAUGGGUCUUGGAAAGACAUUGAGCAUUCUUUCGCUCGUUGUUUCCUCUUUGCAUCAGGCUCAUGAAUGGGCGACGAAAAUACCGGAGCCCGACAUUGUGCGAAGCCUACCUGGUAUUCGCAACUGCAAGACCACUCUUUUAGUCGUUCCUCUCAGUACUGUCAACAACUGGGUUUCACAGAUCAAAGAGCAUUUGAAGGAAAAUGCCAUCUCAUACUACGUGUUCCACGGCUCCUCCAGAACCAACGAUGUGGACGAACUGUCGAGCUACGACGUGGUGAUCACAACCUACAGCAUUGUGCUAUCCGAACUGUCUCAGAGAGGAUCCAAGCGGGGCGUAAGUCCUUUGACGAAGAUGAAUUUGUUUCGUAUUGUUUUGGACGAAGCGCACAACAUCCGAGAGCAAAGUGCUGCCCAGACGCAAGCAAUAUUCAAGCUAAACGCUCAGCGACGCUGGUCCGUGACCGGUACUCCCAUCCAGAAUCGCCUUGAAGACCUUCUUUCCGUUACCAAGUUUCUUGGAUUGGUCCCCUACGAUGAUCGAGCCCGAUUUGGCAUGCAUAUUCUUAGUCGGUUCAAGACAGGUGACGCGACAGUUCUCGCAAGCUUGCGUGUGCUCGUUGACUCCUUUACUCUACGUCGGGUCAAAGAUAAGAUUGACAUUCCUCCUCGGCAUGACAAGAUUAUCACGCUCGAGUUCUCUGAAAAGGAGAAGCAGCUGCAUGAAUUCUUCCGGAAGGAGUCUAAUGUCAUGAUGAGGGUGAUUGCAGGAGAGGACAAGACGAAGAUGAAGGGACGAAUGUACCAUCAUAUUCUCAAAGCAAUGAUGAUCUUGCGACAGAUCAGUGCACACGGCAAAGAGCUUCUCGAUAGCGAUGAUCGUCGGCGGAUCAAAGGAAUUAGCGUGCAGGACGCGAUUGAUCUCGAAGAAGGAACGGGCCAAUCUGCCGGUGUGAUUGACAGGAAGGCGUACGAGAUGUUCAAUCUCAUGCAGGAAUCGUCGGCCGACGCAUGUGCCAUGUGUGGCAAGCGGUUGGAAGAGCCCGGAUCGGACACUGGUGUGACGGAUCGAAAAGCUCCAAUGGCGAUAGUGCUACCAUGCUUUGACGUAGUUUGUCCCGACUGCUUCUCCGGAUGGAAACAAGUUUUUGAUGGUCACGUCGAACCUACGAAUACAAUAAAAUGCCAGGUUUGUGACGGUUGGAUCCCUAUCUCGUAUUCGACCAUCACUGUCGAAGGACUUGAGGAGUACUUGACGGAGCACGAACAAGCAAAGCAGAGCCGAAGGCAACCCAAAACCCUUGGCGAGUACGAAGGACCACACACGAAGACCAAGGCGCUUUUGGCUCAUCUCUCCGAAUCUGCAGAGGAGAGCAAGAGACUAAACGCUGAGCCCCCAAUCAAGAGCGUGGUAUUCUCGGCCUGGACCUCUCAUCUUGACUUGAUCGAGAUUGCAUUGAAAGAUCGUGGCAUGACGGGAUUCACACGCUUAGACGGGACUAUGUCGCUCGCAGCUCGUAACAAAGCUCUAGAGGAUUUCCAUACCAACGACAACACCACUAUCUUACUAGCCACGAUCGGUGCUGGCGGUGUCGGAUUGAACUUGACUUCUGCUUCGAAAGUGUAUAUCAUGGAACCUCAGUAUAAUCCUGCAGCUGUGGCCCAGGCGAUCGAUCGGGUGCACCGACUGGGUCAAACGCGCGAGGUGACCACAGUUCAGUUUAUCAUGAAGGGGAGUAUAGAGGAGAAGAUCUUCGAGCUUGCCAAGAAGAAGCAACAGUUGGCAGACAUGAGCAUGAACCGUGGCAAACUCGACAAGAAAGAAAUUCAGGAGCAGCGGAUGAGAGAAUAUAGAAGUCUCUUCAAAUGA
Aspergillus fumigatus Af293 is the source of this 3603-nucleotide messenger RNA. The record is from RefSeq and is a predicted model, not a curated record. Lineage: Eukaryota; Fungi; Ascomycota; Eurotiomycetes; Eurotiales; Aspergillaceae.